AUACAUUAUAUAAAUUGGAAAGGAAUGGAAAAGACAUUUCGCAUUUGUAACUAAUACAAACUAAAGCAAGGAAAGCCACAUAUUAGCCAAUAGUUUAGGGAUUUAGGAAGAAGGAACAUUCUUUAAGAUGUCCAAGCAGGCAGUUGUGAAACCAAAAACUACCUCUAAGAGCAAACCAGUGGCAAAAGAGGAAGCCAAAAGUCAGGAGAAUGGUACGGAUAAAGAUGAAGAGAUAGCGAGACAGUUACAGGAGCAAAUGUUACGAGAACAAGAGGAAUCCGACGCUGAUCUAGCUAGACGCUUACACGAGGAGGAACAAAGUAAACGUCUUAGGAGUUUUCAUCCUCCACCAGGACGCCCCAUGAGUGCCACGCCCAUCAGACAACUGUUUCAGACCAUGUUUAAUCUAAGGCCAGAGGCUCUUGAGGUUGAAGCGGAGGAAGACGAAGAUGAAACCCCCGCCAUGGAACCAGACUCUCCUGAUGCUGUAACUGCUUCUGCAGCUAGUGGGGCCACUCCUAGUGUGCUAGCUGGUGCGACAGGGGUCACAGCCGGCAGGGGAGGGGGAAGAGGGGUGGUAUUUGGACGGAGGGCUGGGGCAGGGAGGUCACCUGACAGAGCGAGACGAGGAGGUCUAGCGAGGUCACCAGAGAGAGCGGUGAACAGGGCUAGAAGACAAGUACAAGCUUCUACAGAGGAAAGUGAAGGUAGCGCCCCAUCCGAUCCUCCUGCUCUUGACCAACUUCCAGGUGUCCGGCUCAAUCCUGCGUUCAGACCAGCCCAAGGGCAUGCAAAUCGUAGAAGAAUUGUGCUUCACAACACCAGUCCUCCAGAACAAGCCGACAAUCCUCAGCCAAUUGCGAGGCCAAUAGGGGCAAUGAGGCCCAUAUUAGGGGAAAGAGAACCAACAUUGAGCCUUCCAGACAAUGAGUAUGAUCCAGACUUUAUGGUGCUGGAUCUAGGAGCCAAUGAGAGACAGAGGGAGGCCAACUUUAUCAACAUGACUCGAGACCCGUUUCUGCUAAUGUUGCUAUUGAUGGGCCGUGAUCCAGGAUUAUUGAUUCCAGAUGAUGUUGACUUAGGUGAUUAUGAAGCAUUAUGGGGAUUAGCAGAAAGGCUUGGGGAAGUGCGUAGUCGGGGGAUGAAGGAGGAGGAAAUUAACAAAUUACCAACACGAACGUAUCGUCGUAAAGGCGUAGGUAAAGGCACGGAGGAAACAUGCAGUAUAUGUAUGUCAGAGUACAAAAUGGCCGAAAAUGUUCAAAUGUUGCCUUGCCAACAUGAAUAUCAUAAAGAUUGUUUACUAGAGUGGCUAAAAAGAAAUGCUACAUGUCCAAUAUGCAGACAUGAUGUAAAGAAAACACCUAAUACCACUAGCUAAAAAGAAGUAAAUAUAGUGAUAAUUAUAAAUAAUAAUAAUAAAUAGUGUAUGUGAUAACAUUGCUGGCUCAAUGUAUUUAUAGAAGAAAAAAUAAAUCAGCUAUUCCAGUUUACCAGAAUUUAAAAAUGACAUCAAAUCAGUGAACCAGUCAGAGAACAAGACUACCAAUUUUCAAAAAAAUCAGACUGGUUUACUGAUAUAAAUAAUUUGAUUUUUUCAUAAGAGCAAUGAACAAUUUCUAUAUUUUUGAAAGUGGAAAUAAUGUGUUCUUUCAAAGACAAUGUUUUUGACAGUUGUUGUAUUAUUAAAAGGACUCCACAGAGGUUUUUAAUUUAAAAUGAUGGAACUGAAAAUGUUGUUUUUGUGAUUUUAAUUACAUUUGAAAUAGGUCUAAACCAAUAAAAAAAAAUCAGAUCAAUUUGCAGAAAUUUUGCAAAAUAAUUAUUUUAUAUUGUGCAAAGUGACAUAUAAAUAAAAAAGGUUUAAAUGUUUUUAAACUUAAAUUAGACAUCACAUCACACUAGAUAUUGAUCUUCAGUUUAAUACUGAGUAUACUAUUCAUCAUGUUUUUCAUACUGUUCUGUUUCAAGUGCCCCAGUCCGUACACAUGUACAUGAACAUUUUUUCAAAUUCUCUGUUUUCAAACCUUUGGACCUCAGUGGAGUCCUUUUAACCUUUCAAAACUAUGCCUUACUAUGUUUGAAUUAUUGUAUUUAAAAAUUAUUUGUUAUAUUUAGUUUUGCACCAGAACAACUGUACAAUAUACACAAUUUACUAUGAAGCACUUUUAAUUGCUGUGAUUUAGUUAUGUAAAUUUGAAUUGUUAAAUGUUCUGUCAUCUGUGCCAAAGGUAGUUAGAAUGGUUUCAAAGUUUGUGAUAAUCUUUUUAACCUUUACCGUGCUGGUGUCGACUUAAUCUAAUCAUUCAACCA
Ruditapes philippinarum (Manila clam) is the source of this 2313-nucleotide messenger RNA. RefSeq lists its product as uncharacterized. The transcript is spliced from 8 exons. The record is from RefSeq and is a predicted model, not a curated record. Bases 128 to 1381 code for a protein of 417 amino acids. Lineage: Eukaryota; Metazoa; Mollusca; Bivalvia; Venerida; Veneridae.